Molecule: messenger RNA, 1872 nt
Organism: Closterium sp. NIES-65
Lineage: Eukaryota; Viridiplantae; Streptophyta; Zygnematophyceae; Desmidiales; Closteriaceae
Source: the annotation of a GenBank genome assembly
AUGGCUCCGGAAAACGCCCCCGCGGAUGGCGGUGGGGGCGGGGGGGCUGUCUCCGCCAGCGCUGCCGCUGUCAUCGCAGAAGAGGUUGCGCCGAAAGGGCAUUUGCCCGCGCGGAGUUUAAACCGCGAGGCGGAGGAGGACGCGGCGCUUAUGCGCGUGUUGCGCGCGCGCAUGGUCCCGCGGGGCUUUGCGCUAGAGACAGAAGAGACUUCCGGGGACGAGGGCGGGGAGGAGGGUGAAGAGGAGCGCAAGCGAGAGGGAGACCUCGGGGCGCAAGGGGGGAGUUUUGUUGAGCCACCUGAGGGGGAGAAGGGCGGCGUGCGGAGAUCGAAGCGGGGCGGGCGGGGGAAGGCAAAAGAGGCGGAGAAGGCGGAUUCUGACGAAGUGAGCGACGGCGCGGGGGGCGUGCGGCGGUUGCCCCUGUCCGGAAAGCGAGUGAAGGGGCGAGGAAUAACGGGGGUGAAAGAGGGAGAGGGCGAGGGAGGAGGGGGAAUGCAUGGCGUGAAGGGGACUGCGGUGAAGGAGGAGGUAGGGGAGGAAAAGGGGGAGAAUGACGUGAUUAGAGAGCAGGGGCGGGCAAGGGAGGCGGUGGAAGCGGGGAGGUUGCAACUGGCGGAGGGCGAUGUGUGCAAGCUGACCAAGGAGCGGAUUCACAACGUCAUCAUGCUGCCCUUCCGGGAUCGUCUGGUGGUGGUGGCAGGGGACAAGGCAGGGCAGGUGGGCGUGUGGGACCUGGGGGACAUGGACGCUAACGGCUGUGCUGGUGCUGGUACAACGGGAAGCGGCAGUGCAGAUGGCAGCAGCGGCGCCAGGGCAUCUGAGGAUGCAACGGGCAUGUUCACCUUCUGGCCGCAUCGCAACCCCGUGUCAGGCCUCGCGCACUGCCCUCUCUCGCUCUCCAAUGUGUACACGGCUUCAUACGACGGCACCAUCCGCUUUGCCUUUGAUCCUCGGGCAUGCCAUGGCGGCCCUGUGGGCAGCUGGGAAAUUCACGAGAAAAAGGUCGGCACGAUCAGCUUCUGCCCGGGGCAGGAGGAAAUUAUCGCCACAGCUUCUACUGACCGGACUGUCUGCUUGUGGGAUGUGCGUAAGAUGUUGGGCGGGGGAGAGGGAGGUGGAGGGAAGCGUAGGAAGACAGAGGAAGGGCAGGGAGGAAGCGCUGGAACUGCGUUAUUCCAUGCAGCUCAUUCCGCGGCAUCAGUCACUCCUCUCAUGAAGCUGCCCCAUGCCCGUGCAACCAACUCUGCAUACUUCUCACCCGAUGGUGCCUUCCUCGUCUCCACCAGUUACGAUGACACCAUCCGCCUGUGGAAAAGAGACCAGUGGAAGCAAGCCAUUCUGGCACCCUCCAAGUCCACCCCUCCAAGCCCCAAGCCGCGCAUAUCAAAGAAGCACAACAACCAGACAGGCCGAUGGGUCCUUCAGAGCCAUGUGGGCGACCCCUCUGCUGCCUCCACCACCACAUGGCUCCCAACCCCACUCAUCCCCCUCUCCUCUCCUCACCCCCCUCCCUCCGUAUCCUCCAGAGCCGAUUGGGUUAGCGGCGGCAGUGAGCAUGUGGUGGUGGGAGGCAUGGGUCGCACUCUCGAUAUCCUCUCUGCUGCUUCUAACACAUGGCUGCCGCCUCUCAGCAGCCCAGAGCACAUGACAUCCAUCCCUGCUCGCCUCGCCACGCACCCCUCGCUGCCCAUCAUCGCUGGUGGUAGCGCCAGUGGACGCGUCUUUGUGUGGCGCCCUGCUGCUGGCAGUGCUGCUGCUGCUGCUGCUCAUGGUGCUGCUGCUGGUGAUGCCGAUGCUGAUUCUGAUGGUGGUGGUGGUGAUGGUGAGGAUGAUGAUGUGGUACAUGUCUCUGAUGCUGCUGAUGGGGCGUGA